This is a messenger RNA of Aedes albopictus (Asian tiger mosquito), 1329 nucleotides long. Its product is annotated as AN1-type zinc finger protein 6-like. Gene Ontology annotation, molecular function: zinc ion binding; DNA binding. Lineage: Eukaryota; Metazoa; Arthropoda; Insecta; Diptera; Culicidae. The record is from RefSeq and is a predicted model, not a curated record.
CAAAAGCGAACCUGCCAAAUGCUCACUGGGUUUCCUUCGGUGUGGGACGAAAAAGUGCGGUUUUCUGCUAGCUCUGGCUCUGGCUGCGAGUUUGUCGUCGUGUCAUCAUCCGUCGAGAAAAGAGGUUUUGCGUUUUGGAUCCGAUCCGUUCGUUGUUCCUUCGCCGUCCGGUCGCGCGUGCCGUGUUCUUGCGUUUCGGUGAAUUGGUGUGAAGAAGUGAAACUAUCUCGGCGCACAGUGACGUGAAGAAUUCUCAAGGAUUAUUUUCCCGUUAUCCGCGCAAUCUGACUGCGUGUGGAUCGCUAAUUUCUAGAAACGCCAGCGGCCCAAGUGCCCAACAAUAUUCGGACGGAAGAAGAUCCAAAGCGUGGACCCACAGAACUUCCACCGCCGUGACACGGCGAACUCCGAACAGCUCGUGAGUGUGUUGUACAUCCAGAGCGCACCGCUUCCAAUUCCCCCACAUUGAAGCAGAACCCCGUUGUUUGAGGAUUUUCAAGGAUUAACAUAGUGUGUAUCAGAAGCAUAACCUGUGAAAAGUUCUGCGCCCAAGUGCAAACAAAAACAACCCGAGCGCGCAAGAAUCAUCUUAGUAGGUGUGCGCGUUGUGUGUGAGUUUUUCGUGGCACUCAGAGAAAACAUCGUUGUUGUUUGACAGCUCGAAGAAGAAAUUUUCGACAGCAAGAAGAAAAAUCUGCAGUGUAUGUAGUGUGCUUACAGAAGCAGUAGCAGUAGAGAAGUGCAAUAGCGAAGACAAGUUCCCGUAGUUGGUCUGCUGUAAUCUAUUUUGAGAAGCUUGAUAUUUAGUUGUGUGACCUUUGCAUUCAGCAAGACCACCACCACAUAAAAAAAAAGAAAAAGAAGAAAUCGAAAGUGAAUCGAAAAGCCUGUUUCCGGCUCUCCGAGAUAUCCGUACUAAGACCGUAGUGUUGUUGUAUUCUGGACGUUCGCCAGUGGCGUAGGAAAAGGGAGAAACCUAGCCGUGCUUUCUCCCUGCGCGCUUCUUUCCCUUCUUCAAACGAAAAUCGCCGACGAAGAGCGGCGAGAGAAUAAAAAUCAUACACAGUCAGCAACCAGCAGCCUGAGUUCAACCCUGUGGGUGUGAGAAUUUGGGAGAGUGAGUGAGUGUUGUUGUUUCGUUCCGGUAGCGCAGGUGGCAAAAUUGGUCACCUACCUCUAGCAGUGCUAGUGGGCCUCUUCUGCUAGUCCGGAGAGUGAGUUUCAACAGAAUGGAGCGCGAGUCGAAUCCAAUGCAGCCGAUGUGUAGAUCAGGUUGUGGAUUCUACGGCAAUCCCGCACAGGACGGUCUAUGUUCAGUAUGUUAUAAGG